Cryphonectria parasitica EP155 is the source of this 1734-nucleotide messenger RNA. Its product is annotated as putative FAD-dependent isoamyl alcohol oxidase. The record is from RefSeq and is a predicted model, not a curated record. NCBI's taxonomy places the organism in Eukaryota, Fungi, Ascomycota, Sordariomycetes, Diaporthales, Cryphonectriaceae. The coding region runs from base 1 to 1734 and encodes 577 amino acids. Gene Ontology annotation, molecular function: FAD binding; oxidoreductase activity. The transcript is spliced from 3 exons.
AUGGCAGUCUUUACUAGAUCCCUCCUUACUUCUUUAUUCCUCGGCCUGGUCUCUGCAGAUGCUUCCUGUAGGGUCAUACCAGGCGAUCCCGACUGGCCUUCGACCUCGACAUGGCAAAGCCUCAACGAAACAGUGGGCGGCCGUCUUAUUGCGACUGUUCCACUCCCUUCUGUGUGUCAUGCAAAUUACCUUGGCACGCUUGUUAUGAAUGACACUUACUCGACAUCUGAGUGUGCAGCAGUGCAGGCGGAAUGGCUGCAGGACAUAGUUUUCAUCGAACACCCAGCUGAGGUCAUGAACCCCUACUUCCAGAAUCAAAGCUGCGAUCCUUUCACCUCUAAGUCCGUGACAUGCGAGCUGGGCAACUACGUCAGCUAUUCGAUCAACGUCACUGGCGUGGACGACGUGGUAGCGGGUCUCAAUUUCGCAAAAGAGAACAACGUCCGGUUGGUGAUCAAAAACACCGGUCAUGACUUCACUGGCAAGUCCACUGGCAAGGGUGGCCUCGCCCUGUGGACACACUACUUGAAUACGACCGACAUCAUCGAAUCGUACACCAACGGCAACUAUACCGGGCCUGCCGUCAAGCUCGGUGCUGGUGUGGUUGGAGCAUAUGUCUAUCCGGCGGUCGCUGCCGCUGGCUAUCGAGUGCUUGGAGGGGAGUGCCAGACAGUCGGGCUUGCCGGUGGUUAUACCUCAGGAGGUGGCCAUUCCCUUCUAAACGGUCUCUAUGGAAUGGCUGCAGAUGCAGUUCUUGAGUGGGAGGUCGUCACUGUCGAUGGCGAGCAUCUCAUCGCAACGCCUUUUAACAAUACUGACCUGUACUGGGCCCUCACCGGUGGCGGCGCCGGAACUUUUGGCGUUGUACUCAGCAUGACUACCAAGAUAUUCGAGGAUGGCCCCAUUGGCAGUGGAUCCUUGAGCUUCAAUUCGACCGAAGAGAAUUUCUGGGAAGCCAUCGAGGACUUGUGGGCAUGGUUGCCACAAUUCGUCGACGCUGGUCCCAACACUUUCGACUUCGCAAUCAGCACUGAAGGGUUUUCAACCAUUGCCCUCACUAUUCCAGAUAAGAACGAAACGGAGGUCGCCCAAGUCAUGCAACCUUACUUCGACGCUCUCAACGCCAGAAAUGUUAGCUACGAUUUCACGCCAAUUUAUGCGUCCAACUACCUCGAUUAUUACAAUGAGUGGUUCGGUAUCGGAAUCACCGAGGCUGGCCCUGCAAACAUCCAACUUGCCUCGCGUCUGAUCCCGCGUGCGGGAGUGCUCGAUGCCACUCAGAAUAAGGAAAUUGUGGCAGCCAUGAAGGCUUACACCGAUGCUGAGUACUGGAUCGUUGGCUGUCAUGCCCUCAACGUCGCGGACAGUGAGCAUUACGACAAUGCUGUCCUUCCCCAGUGGCGCAGUUCCGUGGCUACCUGCAACAUCGCGAGCCAAUGGGAAUGGGAUGUGGAGUGGUCCGAGAUGCAGGCUCGAAAGACUUUGAUGGCCAACACUUUGAUGCCGGGUCUCGAGAACGCCACGUUGGGCGCCGGAACGUAUCUGAACGAAGUCGAUGCGCAGUGGAAGGGUGGACCCACGGGCUGGAAGAACGAACUCUACGGUGUCAACUACGACCGCCUGCUCGACAUCAAGAACCAGUACGACCCUGACCAUCUUCUCUAUGCUUGGCUUGCUGUGGGUAGCGAGUAUUGGACUGUGGAUGGUAGCGGUCGCCUUUGCAGCGCUGAUUAA